Molecule: messenger RNA, 414 nt
Organism: Ustilaginoidea virens
Lineage: Eukaryota; Fungi; Ascomycota; Sordariomycetes; Hypocreales; Clavicipitaceae
Exons: 1
Coding region: 1-414 (137 amino acids)
Source: RefSeq, a predicted model, not a curated record
AUGAAACAUCCCGGAGUCAAGAGGAGUACGGUCGACCUGCAAAGGGAGGGAACAGAGGACGUCACGGGUAUGGAGAUGCUCGGCCUGAUCUGCCUGCCGGGCAGGCUGGUGAUGGGCAUUACCCGCGUCACGAUGACCGGUACGGUGCAGCGCCUCAAAUCCGCGCCCAGAAUCACCCCGGCCCUCCGAGCAGGAGCGCCACAAUGCAGUUCAAUGACCCUGCUGGUCCCGGUGCUUUGCCACCGAGACCGUCCACCGCAGGUCCGCAUCAUCGUUCUCCGCCGCAAAGGUUUUAUCCAGCAGCUCCUUCAGCGCAGCCGCAGGGACCACACCAAGGUGAUUAUGACUACCGAGGAUAUGGGCAGACGCCAGGGCAGACGCCGCUUGGUCAAGGUCCUGCCCCCCCAGAUGUAG